Lobosporangium transversale is the source of this 4371-nucleotide messenger RNA. RefSeq names its product P-loop containing nucleoside triphosphate hydrolase protein. The record is from RefSeq and is a predicted model, not a curated record. The coding region runs from base 1 to 4371 and encodes 1456 amino acids. Gene Ontology annotation, molecular function: ABC-type peptide transporter activity; ATP binding; ATP hydrolysis activity. Gene Ontology annotation, cellular component: fungal-type vacuole; fungal-type vacuole membrane. Lineage: Eukaryota; Fungi; Mortierellomycota; Mortierellomycetes; Mortierellales; Mortierellaceae. The transcript has 5 exons. Gene Ontology annotation, biological process: transmembrane transport.
AUGAGUCCAGAGGCAUAUGCGUCAUAUCUUUCAUGGCUAUUCUUUUCUUGGUUCAACAAGAUCAUCAGUAUUGGAUCGAGCAAAACGCUUAACCUAUCAGACUUGUCCGAGUUGUUGCCUCAACUCCGGGCGAGGACUGUCUGGUCACAGUUUCAGAUGUUCUCGAGCUUUAGGUGGCGCGUCCUCUGGUUCAAUGGAGUAUCGUUCUUAUGGCAGUUCACGUUCGUCGUCAUUUCGACAUUCCUUGACUUCUCGGUCCCCUACUUCCUCAAGCUGUUUCUCAGCUACAUCAAUGAUCCCGAAGUUCCACCAAAAGUCGCUUACCUCUAUGUCAUCCUCAUCUUCAUUGCCCAGGUCUCACGCUCGUUGGUGCAGUCACAAAUGUUUUACAUGGGACGCAAAAUUAACGUUUCCAUGAUGGCGCUACUAAAUGCAGAGAUCUAUGCAAAGACAUUGACUCGCCGCGACAUGAGUGGUCUUGUCAAGAAGAAACCAAAGGAAUCGAGCGGCAGCCAGGACAGCAGUGACUCUAAUGGUAAAGGGAAUGGAAAUGGGAAAGGAAAAGACAAAGGCAAGAGUAAAGGCAAAGACGACGACAAAGACACCGCGCCUGCUAGUGCAGGCAAGGUUGUCAAUCUCAUGUCAACGGAUACAGUUCGUGUUUCGGGCGUGUGUAACUUUUGGCACAUCGGAGUUUCCUCACCUAUCGGCAUUGCCUUAGGAACAUAUCUCUUGUACGACCUCAUCGGUUGGAGUUCACUAGUUGGAAUGUCCAUCCUGAUCAUCACUAUCCCUGUCAACAAGGCUGUCAGGAAGCGAUAUACCAUUGGACAACGCGAGCUUUCCAGUGCUCGUGAUGAUCGUUUGAUCGCGGGUAUUCGCAUGAUCAAGUUUUUCGCUUGGGAAAUGUCCUUCAGUGAGAAAGUGUUGAAAGCAAGAGAGUUUGAACUCAAGAAGCUGGUUAAUGUUUACAAAAACACUAUCCUUUUCCAAAUGGUCUGGUUUACAUCUCCUCUGUUGGUAACCUUAUCAAGCUUCUUCUGCUACGCCAAGAUUCAAAAAGGCGAGUUUACGCCCGCAGUUGCCUUUACAGCCAUGGUCCUUUUCAAUCGCUUAAAGAGCCCUCUGAAUGGUCUUCCUGCAGUCUACAUGGCCCUCACAAAUGCCAGCGUCAGUUUGGGCCGUAUUGCUGAGUAUCUGGAUGAGCCCAAUAUCAAGGAUGUGUUUGUCAAUGGCAAUAAAAGAACAAAUGGGUCGCCUGAAAUUGGGAUGCAGGAGAUGAGUGCACAAUGGUGGACAACCGAAAGUGCAAAGACACCUAAUGUAAACGCAGCGAACUCAGAUCAGCCCCGGGUGGAGGAUGUAGACCAAUUUAUUCUACGCAAUAUCAGUGUUUCAUUCCCUGUAGGAGAACUCUCCAUUGUCUGUGGAUCGACCGGAAGCGGAAAGACCUCGCUAUUGAUGGCUAUGCUAGGCGAAAUGGAUAUCUUGGCAGGACAAAUUUUCUUACCUCGACGACCAUUGGAUGGCUCAAAGGAGUUUGAUCCAGAAACCGGGUUAUUGAAUGACGGUGUAGCCUAUGUCUCUCAGCAGGCUUGGUUACAAAAUGCCUCUAUUCGUGACAACAUCUUGUUCGGCAGUCAAUAUGAGGAAGAACGCUAUAACGAGGUCAUCGAAGUCUGCGCGUUAAAACGUGAUCUUGAAAUUUUGGAGGAUGGUGAUCAAACCGAGAUUGGAGAGAAGGGCAUCACUCUCUCUGGGGGCCAGAAGCAGCGUGUUUCGUUGGCGCGUGCCAUUUAUUCACGGGCACGACAUGUACUUCUGGAUGAUUGUCUUUCAGCUGUAGAUGCCCAUACUGCCGAACAUAUUCAUGCCAAAUGUCUGACUGGGCCGAUUAUGACGAACCGCACUUGUAUCCUGGUGACUCAUCAUGUCCGUCUCUGUAUCGCAACUGCUAAGCAUGUGGUGUUGAUGAAUAACGGAGAGAUUUCUGUUCAGGGUUCAGUUCAACAGCUCAGGGAACAGGGGCUAUUGUCCCUUGUCCUCGAAGAAGAUGAGGAUGAUCAGGCCACGGAUACUUCUGACAGCGAUACUGUCAAUGGUAACGACUUGGGAUCAUCCACAAGUAUUGUCAAACCUAAACUUGUGCAGAAUAAGUCAACCAGCAAGGAUCUUAAAAGAACCUCAGAACCUUCUUCUGCAGGUGCUGCUCCAACCAAGGACGCCAGGAAGCUUGUUCAGGAGGAGGCGCGUGAGGAAGGCCGCGUCAAAUGGUCCAUCUACCUUGUUUAUGCGUCGGCUGCUGGUGGCAUCAUCUUUUGGUUGACACUUAUGGCGGCCUUUGCUGUGACCCGAUCGAUAGAAGUGUCAGAGUCGUUGUGGGUACGCGAGUGGGCAAACUCAUAUGCACCGGAUUCAUUCUUUAAAAAACUCAUGUCCUUGAACAUUUACAACACCAUGGGAUCCUCGUCAAUACACCUUGCCCCUUCAGCUGUAUAUUCUGAUUCACAGGGGAUUCAGGGGCAUACUCCACUCGAUAGUCCGGCACUGUCUUCGAUGAGUCUACAUCCAAAUUAUAUCAGAGAGGGUGCUGAGAAGCACAGUACAGAUUUUUACUUGCUUAUUUAUGCCUUGAUCUCGAUCGGGGCUAGCUUGGCACAUGUCAUGCAGACGGUUAUUGUGUUGUAUGGUUCCUUACGUGCUGCAAGACUGCUGUACAAAAAGCUGCUGCUUUCGGUAGUACGCGCGCCUCUCCGGUUUUUUGACACCACCCCUGUAGGUCGAAUCAUGAACAGAUUCUCAAAAGAUUUCGAGACCGUCGAUGGAUCGAUCGCCAAUAAUUGCGCUCAACUUUUGUCGCUCAUCAUGUCUGUCAGUUCGAUUAUCAUUGUCUUAGCCUACAUCACGCCUGUGUUUGUCGUUGUUGCAGCAUUGAUUUCGGUGGCGUACUUGGUAGUGGGUAAAAAGUACAUCAGCUCGUCUCGAGAGCUUAAGCGUCUACACUCUGUAUCUCGCUCACCUAUCUACUCCAUGUUUGGGGAGACCUUGGCAGGUGUCGCGACAAUUCGUGCGUUUAGUGAACAGAGCCGAUUCAUGAGCGACUUGUUGACCAAGAUUGAUGAUAGUAAUCGGCCAUUCUAUUUCUUAUGGAUCGCUAACCGAUGGUUGUCAGUCCGGUCAGAUUCGAUUGGUGCAGUAGUAGCACUCUCAUCUGGAGUAUUUAUCCUGAUGAAUCCAGUCGGAAUCGAUGCUGGUACAGCAGGUUUGGCGCUGACAUAUGCCCUCGAGUUUGUAGCCCUAGUAAACUAUUUAGUCCGAGAGUACACAGAGAUUGAGAUGGAACUGAACGCCAUCGAGAGGAUUACAGAGUAUACGAUAAUGCCUUUGGAGCCACCUGCUAUCAUUGAAGGUCGAAGACCUCCGGCUGCUUGGCCAACAGAAGGAAGCAUUGAGGUAAAGGACUUGGAAAUGAAAUACGCGCCUGAGCUCGAAACUGUCCUAAGAGGCAUCUCUUUUACUGUCGAACCUCGGCAAAAAAUCGGCGUCGUUGGAAGAACGGGUUCAGGAAAGAGUACAUUGGCGCUUUCGCUGUUCCGUUUUGUUGAACCAGUGGCAGGAACCAUUCAUAUCGAUGGUAUUAAUAUCUGUGACAUCGGUUUGGACGACCUUCGUUCUCGUUUGACUAUUAUCCCACAGGAUCCCAUGCUCUUUAAUGGUACUAUCCGAUCCAAUCUUGACCCUUUUAAUGAUCAUGACGAUGCUGAACUCUGGGAAGCCCUCCGGCGUGUGCACUUAGUUACUGAGGCAAGCCAAGACUCGUCUGCUUUGAGCAUUAUUGAUACUAAUGGUGAAGUUGGUGAGGGCUCUGGCUCUGUCAGCAAUUCCAGCAAUGCACUAGCAGCAGGAGCAAACAACAACAGCAAGACGACUCAUAUAUCGUUCUCAAGUCUUGAUAAUCCAGUUAGUGAGGGCGGAUCGAAUUUCUCUCAGGGCCAGCGCCAACUGCUGUGUAUGGCUCGGGCAUUGCUCCGGAACUCCAAGAUCAUUGUGAUGGACGAGGCGACCGCAUCUGUUGAUUUUGCUACAGACAAAGCGAUUCAAUCAGCGAUUCAGCAAGAAUUUGAGAAUUCUACUGUGAUCUGUAUUGCACAUCGACUCAACACGAUUAUCUUGUACGACAAAGUGUUAGUGCUAGAUCACGGCCAAGUGUUGGAGUAUGAUACACCCAAAAAGCUCUUGAUGGAGGAUGGUACAAAUGGCAAGGAAAAAUCGCAAUUCAGAGAGAUGUGUGAGCGAUCUGGCGAGCUGGAGGUGCUCAUGGAUAUGGUGAGGAGCGCUGAAGGAAGUAAACAACGAGGAACAGAACAAUAG